GACCUCCCCGACGAGCUCCUCGAAGCGGUGCUCCUCAACCUCGGCUCGCCGCUCCACCUCAUCCGCGCUGCGGCCACGUGCAGGCGCUGGCGCCGGGCCGUUGCCGGCGCAGGCUUCCUGGCUUGCUGUCGCGCCCUCCACGGCGCGCCGCCCGUGGCCGGCCGCUACUACGUCACGGACAUGCUGCCUCCAAACGCGACGGGGCGGUGGGGCCGGCCGGCAAGGAAACGGCCGGCAGCCUUCGUGCCCUCGUCGCCGGCCGUCGUCGACGCGGGCCACUUCUCCCUCGACUUCCUAUACGCUCCGCCGGUGGAAGGCGACCGCCCACGCCGCAUGUACAUGUACGACAACCGUUCCAGCCGUAUACGGCGUAGCCAGAGCAGGGAGAUCGUCGACAGCCGCGGCAGCCUCCUCCUCCUGACCAGCACGCCGUGGUGGGAGUCCAUAGACCCAAGGCGCUGGUCACCUGACUUCAUCGUGUGCGAGCCCGUGUCACGGCGAUAUCAGGGGAUCGCGCGCCCGGCCGACCUCAGCCAUCUCCCGUUACUUGGCGCCUUCCUGCUAGAUGGUGUCGGAACCUGCGCCGGCGACGCCAUGUCAAACUUCAGGGUGCUAUCCGUGCUCUACGAGCGCAGCAGGUGGCGCUACCAGUUCUGCACGCCACGGGCGUGCGUGUUUACUCCAGGUAGCGACGGCGGGUGGCGCAUAUGUUGGCACGCCAUGAACGACGACGACGUUGAAGUCCCAGAUAUAGAGAGGAGCCAUUUUGCUGGACGAGCCGCCAGGAAGGUCUACUGGGGGAUGGAGACCAGUAGCCUGCUCGUGCUCGACGAGAGCACGCUCAAGUUCUCGCUCCUCGCCUUCCCGGCGCCUAUGCAGCUGCCGAAUCGGAGGAUCAGCUUCCGUGUCAUUGGUGGCGUGGACGGUGGAGACACGGUGCGCGUCGUGCGCUUGGACGGCGAUGACCUCGAGGUGUUCUGUCAGCUACCGGAUUCCGGCGAGUGGGUGAUAGAGAGGAGCAUCAGUCUGAGGGACGCGACCGCGAAUCUGCCCGGUUGGGAAUACUGGUUCUUUAGGCUGCCGGCGAGUAUUGUCGCUGCAGACAAUACCUCCGUGGUGCUGACGCCGGGGGAGAAAACCUGGCUCUUCUCCGUCGACCUGGAGACCAUGGAGGUGGAAAAUGAGCACGUGAGGAACCGGGACGUCGGGCCAUCAUACCCGUGCGCGCUGCCAUGGCCUCCCGUUCUGCAAGCUUGCGUAAAUCAUGGCGACGCUACUGGGAGGAGAAGACACAGGACAGCGCCGCGGUCCGCAGGUGCGGCUGGCGUGAUGCUUUGAGUCGUUGUGGACUAAAAUUAAGCCAAUAAUUCAGGCUUCGCGCACAUGGUACGACCUGCAUUACCGUUCAAUGCAACCGGGUCGAAGAUUCCUUUUCCAAUUUGUUUAUGUAAGUAACUUGUGUUCUUGUAUCCUAUCCUAUAAAAAUCUAAAUAUGCGCUGUUGUGUG
This is a messenger RNA of Zea mays, 1507 nucleotides long. RefSeq lists its product as uncharacterized. NCBI's taxonomy places the organism in Eukaryota, Viridiplantae, Streptophyta, Magnoliopsida, Poales, Poaceae. The transcript has a single exon. The record is from RefSeq and is marked predicted. Bases 181 to 1338 code for a protein of 385 amino acids.